AUGCCCGCGUGCAUAAAGAUCGAAAACAACGGCUCGGUUGUCGCAGUUAUACCUGCCUUUGAACUUACAAGAAACUUGGAAGAACUCAGAAAUAAAAUCGACGAAGACGAGUUGCUAGAAGGGAAGUUUACAUUUACUGGUGUCACCUAUCAAGAGGAAAAAGACACGGCAGUUGAAGAUGUGGUACUCUUUGAUGAUGAGCAUUGCGAAAGCAGUAACAAAAAAGUUGUCAAAAUACAGGUAACGUCAGCUGAAGAGUGCGAAGUGAACGACAUUUGUACUGGAUACACUGCAAAAACGCCCAGUUCUUCCAAUGAUGAAGUUGAAAAAUGGAAAUCUGCUUUCAGGUAUCAAUCGCCGUGGGAAGUAAAGAGGAUUAAAAUCUACUCUGAUGACGAAGUUAGAAAGGCAAGGGGAAUGCGUUCGGAAUAUUUGAAAUUCUGGAACAAACGAGUAAAGGAAUUAUGUCGACAAAUCCCAAAUGCAUCGAGAAAGAAAAUAACCUCACAAGUAGAUGAAGAAUGGAGGAAAGAACAAAACAACAUUCUAAGUGCAGAAGCAAGCAUUUUGGAAAAAAUCGGUGGAAAGUCGCCUGAAGGACUGAAGCCAGGCACUUUGCACACCAACAUGAAAGCAAUUGACGACGCACGAAGUGAUCUAGAAGCAACCGAAGCAAUGCUGGCAAACAAAGACAUUUCAGCAGUUGAGAAACAACGAUUAAUUGCCAAUCAAAAACGUGCAAGAUCACAUUUGAAGCGUGCCCAGGAAUCCAUGAGAAAAAACUUGAACGCAAAGAAACAAAAAACAGACUGA
Paramuricea clavata is the source of this 813-nucleotide messenger RNA. NCBI's taxonomy places the organism in Eukaryota, Metazoa, Cnidaria, Anthozoa, Malacalcyonacea, Plexauridae. The record is from the annotation of a GenBank genome assembly.